AUGGUCAUUGUAGGAGCCAAAACCCACAUUUGAGUUUUUUCUGAUAUCUCUUUUCUUUUUCUUUUGUGUUGUGCAAGCCCAUUUCUGUCUCCCUCUUGUGGCCAAAGGGGCCACUCAUCUAUCCUACAGGUGAUGUUACCUGAGAAGGUGUGGCCAGAGCAGGAAGUGAUGGUCUUUGACCUAACAACUGAGCCAUACUACCAAGCCAAAGAAUCUUUAUUUAUCUUAGCAAUCCUGCUUUAUAUGGACUUUAUAUAACUUCAGAGUUUUGUAUCAUAUUUUACUUUCAUUAAAUCUCUCAAUAUUUUUGGACAACAUUUAUCUGGACCCUAUUUACUUGGAUGUUUGAGUCAACCUCUCCAGCUUGGCCACCAGUGGUUAUCAAUAGGAAAACAAUAGGAUCACAAAAUAGCCAUUACAAAAAGUCAAAGACCUCUUCCAAACUCAUGGAUGCCAUCCAGUGAGCUGAGCCAACUCGAAAAAACAACCUGUGGAUUCAGGAUGGGAAAGAGAUAUGGAUGGAAGUUAUGGAGCACAAGUUGCUGAAUGUUUGAGAGCAUGGUAUGUACUCCCUCUACUACAUUUAAGAAGACGUGUUUCUAUAUUGUUUGGAUGACUGGAUGAAAUAAGGACUGAAACAAACAUGGCUGAUCAAAUGGAAACAAAUGAGAUGGAAGGAGUAGCUGAUAGUGCCUCAAACUCAGGAAAGGACACGGAAGAGGGUGAACAUGUACCUAAAUUGAAAAAUGUUAGAAAAGGAAAACUUAGUCAGUUAACUAAAAGGAAGAAUAUAAUGCUUGAACUAAUGGAAGAUGUAACUGACAUAGAGGAAGUAAAAGAAAAUCUUCAGAAGUACACACAACUUCUUGCAGAGUUUAAGUCUGUCCAUAGAGGUUAUCAGGGGCAACUGAGUGAAGAUGAAAUUAGCAAAGAUGAAUGUGAAUGGUUUGAACCUAAAAUGGCAGAAAUUGAUCAUUUUCUUUCUCUUGUGCAUGAGUGGCUCGCUGGUGCCUCCAAGACUGCCAAAUCUGAACCAGAAGAGGAGAAGGAGGAGGAAGUAGAGGUAACGGCCAAGGACAGCAUUUCACAAGUCUCUCAAAGGUCCCGUGGGUCCAGGACAUCUACAGUGGCAUCAGCAAGAAUAGUUGCGGAAGCUGAGAGAGCUGGACUCAUGGCCAAGGCUGCAGCAUUGAAGGAAAUGCAUGAAUUGGAGGAACGGGAGAGUGCACUACAGAGAGAAAUGCGAGCAUUAAAGCAGAAACGUGAUGCUCUUGAGCUGAGAACACAGUUGGCCGUCUCAACAUCCAAACUGGCAGUUCUCAAGUCUGCUGAGCAACAACAAGGAGUCUUGGUGUCCAGUCCAACAGUGAAACCACCCAGUGAGGAGCUGCCAAGGCGUCCAAUCACAGUCACACCAGCAACAGGCACGCAUGUGAAGCUACCAGAGGAAACACUUCAGAGUGAAGUACAGGAUGCUGUGCAGUUAGCAACAGACCUGGUGGAACUAUGCAGCAAAGGAGGAUUCCAGCUUACGAAAUGGGUGAGCAAUAACAGAACUGUGCUGUCAAGCAUAAAACCAAAGGAAAGAGGAAAAGACAUCAGAUCCUUGGAUCUCGACAAAGACCAAGUACCAGCGGACCGGGCGCUUGGACUACAAUGGAGUGUGGAAGGUGAUGACUUCAGAUUCAACAUUGUAGUUCCUCAGAAGCCACAAACACGGAGAGGGAUUCUGUCAAUGGUGAGUUCCGUGUACAACCCGCUGGGUAUCCUGGCACCUCUCACUCUCCCAGCCAAGCAACUGUUACAACAGCUCUGUAAGCAGGGCUAUGGAUGGGAUGAGCCAAUUUCCCCAGGUCAGUCAAAACAGUGGACUGACUGGGUUGAAUAUCUCCCAAAACUAGCUAGCUUCAAUGUCCCACGCUGUAUCAAACCACCCUGCUUUGGAAAACCUACAAGCAUCCAACUACACCACUUUGCUGAUGCCAGCGAGCUUGGGUAUGGGGUGGUGAGUUAUUUAAGGAUGACCAAUAAACAGGGAGGGAUACAUGUAUGUUUCCUGAUGGGAAAGGCAAGGGUUGCUCCCUUAAAGCAGCUCACAAUCCCAAGACUAGAAUUAGCAGCAGCAGUACUGUCUGUUAAGGUGGACAGGCUACUGAGAGCUGAAUUGCAUCUCCCCCUACAAACUUCCAUGUUUUGGGUUGACAGUCAAGCUGUACUGAAGUACAUAGGCAGCGACAGUGCCAGGUUCCACACCUUUGUUGCAAACAGAGUUGCCUUCAUCAGAGUGAACACCAACAUUCAGCAAUGGAAGUUCAUUGAGAGUAAACACAACCCAGCGGAUGAUGCCUCCAGGGGGCUCAGUGCAAAGAAAUUCUUGGACAAUAAGCGUUGGCUUAGAGGUCCUCAAUUUCUCUGGGAACAGAAUCACACCUGGCCCACAAUGAACAUUGACUCAGAACCUUUAUCACACGACGAUCCAGAGGUCAAGCGUUCCAUUGUAUGCAGUGCAGUCAUUCAAGAUCAAUCAAAUCCAUCUAACAAGCUUCUCUCUUACUUCUCAGAUUGGAGCAGGCUAAUGAAAGCUAUUGCCUGGUACCAGAAAUUCGGAGAUAGUCAGCUGGCAUUGGCUGCAAAAAGACGACAAUUGACCACUGCUGUAAUCACCCGUUCUCGCCAACAGAAUACAACAUCUCAGUUGCAAGCCCUCAGAUUAAAGCUAGGUAGUCAAAUAAUAUCACUAGAUGACAUGGAAAGGGCUGAGAGAGCAGUGUUAUCAUUCACUCAAAGACAAGCAUUCCCAGUUGAAUUGGAAAAGUUGGCAACAAUGUCCCCUUGUGUUCCAAAACGGAGCAAACUUUAUAGACUAGACCCUAUCCUGAAAGACGGGCUGCUCAGAGUAGGAGGACGAUUGUCCAGAGCAGCCAUGUCAGACACAAUGAAGCAUCCCAUCAUUCUACCAAAUCAGUCUCACAUCUCCAGUCUCCUACUCAAACAUAUACAUGAAAAGUAUGGACACUGUGGCAGAAACUACAUCCUCAGCCAAAUGAGAAGAAAGUACUGGAUUCUUAGUGCAAACAGUGAGGCGAGAAAGGUAAUCACAAAAUGUGUGACCUGCAGACGCUUAGAAACCAAAACAGCUGAACAAAAGAUGGCAAAUUUGCCACAUGAGAGAACCAAGCCUAACCUUCGCCCAUUCACCAAUGUUGGUAUGGAUUAUUUUGGUCCAAUAGUAACCAGGAGAGGCAGAAGUUUAGUGAAAAGAUACGGUGUGAUAUUCACCUGUUUGUCUUGCAGAGCCAUCCAUCUUGAAAUAGCAUACACUCUCGACACGGAUUCCUGCAUCCAUGCGAUAAGACGAUUUGUAUGCAGACGAGGCCAGGUACAGCACAUCUGGUCAGACAACGGCACCAAUCUAGUUGGUGCUAACAAAGAAAUGAAACAGGCUUUGUCCAGUCUCAAUGACAAGAAGAUCCAAGGUACCCUGCUGAAGAGAGGCAUAAGCUGGACCUUCAACCCCCCAGGAGCAUCUCACCAUGGUGGGGUGUGGGAGAGACUGAUCAGGUCAGUGAGACGGGUACUGAAUGCCCUCACACACCAUCAAACCCUGACGGAUGAAGGUCUCCAGACGUUGUUUUGUGAGGUCGAGGCUAUCCUCAACAACCGCCCAAUCACAACAGCCUCCUCUGACCCUUUUGACUUAGAGCCACUUACCCCAAAUCACAUCCUCUUAAUCAACACUCAGCCUGUGCUCCCUCCCGGUGAGUUCUCUAGUACUGACUUGUACACCAGGCGCCGGUGGAAACAAGUGCAGUAUCUGGCAGACUUGUUUUGGAAACGAUGGACGCACGAAUACUUGGCACUGAUGCAAAAAAGAGAAAAAUGGUCCAAAGAAAGAGAAAACCUCAGGACAGGAGAUGUUGUGGUGAUUGUUGACCCUACCUCCCCAAGAUCUUCAUGGCCUCUUGCAAGAAUCCUUGAGACAAAGCCUGAUGCAGAAGGAUUGGUCCGGUCAGUGAAACUCAAAACAAAAACUGGCGUUCUAGAGAGGCCAAUUACUAAACUGUGCCUGCUCUUGGAAGACGGGACCUAGUGACCAAAUCAGAACAUGUAAAGUAUGUCUUUCCUUAUUGUUUAAUUUAUUGGCUCCUUAUAAAGAAUUGGUAUUUGUUUUAUGUUAAUCCUAAAACAAUUAGGGGCCGGAUUUGUAGGAGCCAAAACCCACAUUUGAGUUUUUUCUGAUAUCUCUUUUCUUUUUCUUUUGUGUUGUGCAAGCCCAUUUCUGUCUCCCUCUUGUGGCCAAAGGGGCCACUCAUCUAUCCUUUAUCUACAGGUGAUGUUACCUGAGAAGGUGUGGCCAGAGCAGGAAGUGAUGGUCUUUGACCUAACAACUGAGCCAUACUACCAAGCCAAAGAAUCUUUAUUUAUCUUAGCAAUCCUGCUUUAUAUGGACUUUAUAUAACUUCAGAGUUUUGUAUCAUAUUUUACUUUCAUUAAAUCUCUCAAUAUUUUUGGACAACAUUUAUCUGGACCCUAUUUACUUGGAUGUUUGAGUCAACCUCUCCAGCUUGGCCACCAGUGGUUAUCAAUAGGAAAACAAUAGGAUCACAAAAUAGCC
Messenger RNA from Astyanax mexicanus (Mexican tetra), 4615 nucleotides. RefSeq lists its product as uncharacterized. Gene Ontology annotation, biological process: DNA integration. The record is from RefSeq and is a predicted model, not a curated record. Lineage: Eukaryota; Metazoa; Chordata; Actinopteri; Characiformes; Acestrorhamphidae. The transcript has 2 exons. Bases 644 to 4090 code for a protein of 1148 amino acids. Gene Ontology annotation, molecular function: nucleic acid binding.